ACAGGAGAUAGUGGAUAACUCCCUUCAAAAAUGGAGGAUGGAAAGCCCGUUUGGGCUCCACACCCUACAGAUGGAUUUCAGAUGGGCAAUAUUGUGGAUAUUGGCCCUGAUAGCUUAACAAUUGAACCCUUGAACCAAAAAGGCAAGACAUUUUUGGCUCUCAUAAACCAAGUGUUCCCUGCAGAAGAGGACAAUAAAAAAGAUGUGGAAGAUAACUGUUCACUAAUGUAUUUAAAUGAAGCCACGCUCCUCCAUAAUAUCAAAGUUCGAUACAGUAAAGACAGAAUUUAUACAUAUGUCGCCAACAUUCUGAUUGCAGUGAACCCAUACUUUGACAUACCUAAAAUAUAUUCUUCAGAAACAAUCAAGUCGUAUCAAGGAAAAUCUCUUGGGACGAUGCCACCUCAUGUCUUUGCAAUUGCUGAUAAGGCUUUUCGAGACAUGAAGGUGCUCAAGAUGAGUCAGUCUAUCAUUGUAUCUGGAGAGUCAGGAGCUGGCAAAACGGAAAAUACAAAAUUUGUUCUAAGGUAUCUGACUGAAUCCUAUGGAACAGGUCAAGAUAUUGAUGAUAGAAUUGUUGAAGCUAACCCACUCUUAGAAGCCUUUGGAAAUGCAAAGACUGUUCGCAACAAUAAUAGCAGUCGAUUUGGAAAAUUUGUAGAAAUACAUUUCAAUGAGAAGAGUUCAGUUGUUGGAGGAUUUGUUUCACAUUAUCUUCUAGAGAAAUCUAGGAUCUGUGUUCAAGGCAAAGAGGAAAGGAAUUAUCAUAUCUUUUAUAGGUUGUGUGCUGGUGCUUCUGAAGAUAUUAGGGGAAAACUUCAUUUGAGCUCCCCAGAUAAUUUUCGGUAUUUAAACCGAGGCUGCACUAGAUACUUUGCUAACAAAGAAACUGACAAACAGAUUUUACAGAACCGAAAAAGUCCUGAGUAUCUUAAGGCAGGUUCCUUGAAAGACCCUCUGUUAGAUGACCAUGGAGACUUUAUUAGAAUGUGCACGGCCAUGAAGAAGAUUGGUCUGGGUGAUGAAGAAAAGCUGGAUCUGUUCCGGGUGGUAGCUGGUGUCCUGCACCUUGGAAAUAUUGAUUUUGAGGAAGCCGGCAGCACUUCAGGUGGUUGUAAUCUGAAGAAUAAAUCUACUCAGUCAUUGGAAUGUUGUGCUGAAUUACUGGGUUUGGAUCAAGAUGAUCUUCGUGUAAGUCUAACUACAAGAGUCAUGCUAACAACAGCAGGGGGCACCAAAGGGACAGUUAUAAAAGUACCCCUGAAAGUGGAGCAGGCAAACAACGCUCGAGAUGCCUUGGCAAAGACUGUCUACAGCCAUCUUUUUGAUCAUGUGGUAAACAGAGUAAAUGAAUGUUUUCCUUUUGAAACAUCAUCCUAUUUUAUUGGAGUCCUAGAUAUUGCUGGUUUUGAGUACUUUGAACAUAACAGUUUUGAACAGUUUUGCAUCAACUAUUGCAAUGAAAAACUUCAACAAUUUUUUAAUGAAAGGAUUCUGAAGGAGGAACAAGAACUCUAUCAAAAAGAAGGUUUAGGUGUUAAUGAAGUACCUUAUGUGGAUAAUCAGGACUGUAUAGAUUUAAUUGAAGCAAAAUUAGUGGGAAUACUGGAUAUUCUGGAUGAAGAAAAUCGCCUUCCUCAGCCGAGUGAUCAGCACUUCACAUCUGCAGUUCACCAGAAGCACAAAGACCACUUCCGCCUCACUAUUCCUAGAAAAUCUAAGCUGGCAGUUCAUAGGAACAUCAGAGAUGAUGAAGGCUUCAUUAUUAGGCAUUUUGCAGGGGCAGUGUGCUAUGAAACAACCCAGUUUGUGGAGAAGAAUAAUGAUGCUUUACAUAUGUCUCUUGAAUCCUUAAUAUGUGAAUCCAGGGAUAAGUUUGUGCGGGAAUUAUUUGAAUCAUCCACAAAUAACAACAAAGAUACUAAACAAAAAGCAGGAAAACUUAGCUUCAUCAGUGUGGGGAACAAGUUUAAGACACAGUUAAAUUUGCUUCUGGAUAAACUUCGAAGUACUGGAGCAAGCUUUAUUCGUUGUAUCAAACCUAAUUUAAAGAUGACAAGCCACAACUUUGAAGGUGCUCAAAUUUUGUCUCAACUUCAAUGUUCAGGCAUGGUGUCUGUCUUGGACCUGAUGCAGGGUGGUUUUCCGUCACGAGCUUCCUUUCAUGAACUCUAUAACAUGUAUAAGAAGUAUAUGCCAGACAAACUUGCAAGAUUAGAUCCAAGGCUAUUUUGUAAGGCUCUUUUUAAAGCCUUGGGCUUAAAUGAAAUUGACUACAAGUUUGGGUUAACAAAAGUAUUUUUUAGACCUGGCAAGUUUGCAGAAUUUGAUCAGAUUAUGAAGUCUGACCCUGACCAUUUAGCAGAGUUGGUUAAAAGAGUCAAUCACUGGCUUGUCUGCAGUCGAUGGAAGAAAGUUCAGUGGUGCUCACUCUCAGUCAUCAAAUUGAAAAACAAAAUAAAAUAUCGAGCUGCAGCCUGCAUUAAAAUGCAAAAAACUAUUCGAAUGUGGCUUUGCAAAAGGAGACACAAACCUCGCAUUGAUGGCCUGGUUAAGGUGGGCACACUGAAAAAACGACUUGAUAAAUUUAACGAAGUAGUAAGUGCACUGAAAGAUGGAAAACCAGAGAUGAAUAAACAGAUCAAGGACCUUGAAAUUUCUAUUGAUGCUUUAAUGGCCAAAAUUAAGUCCACUAUGAUGACAAGGGAACAAAUACAGAAAGAAUAUGAUGCACUGGUUAAAAGCUCAGAGGAACUCCUCAGUGCAUUACAGAAAAAAAAAAAGCAAGAAGAAGAAGCAGAAAGGCUGAGGCGUAUUCAAGAAGAAAUGGAAAAAGAAAGGAAAAGACGUGAAGAAGAUGAACGACGUCGAAGAAAGGAAGAGGAGGAAAGGCGGAUGAAACUUGAGAUGGAAGCCAAGAGAAAACAAGAAGAAGAAGAGCGAAAGAAAAGGGAAGAUGAUGAAAAACGGAUUCAUGCUGAAGUGGAGGCACAGCUGGCCCGACAGCGCGAGGAGGAGUCCCAGCAGCAGGCGGUCCUGGAGCAGGAGCGCCGCGACCGGGAGCUGGCCCUGCGGAUCGCCCGGAGUGAAGCGGAACUCAUCAGCGACGAGGCCCAGGCUGACCUUGCGCUCCGGAGCUUGGAUUCCCAUCCAGUAACUUCUAACAUUGAUGGAGCAAGACCCAAAAUGACACCGGAACAAAUGGCGAAAGAAAUUUCAGAAUUUUUGAGUAGAGGUCCUGCUGUACAAGCCACCAAGGCAGCUGCUGGUACCAAGAAGCAUGAUCUUAGUAAAUGGAAAUAUGCAGAACUGCGUGACACCAUCAAUACGUCUUGCGAUAUUGAGCUCCUGGCAGCUUGCAGAGAAGAAUUUCAUCGGCGACUUAAAGUGUAUCAUGCUUGGAAAUCCAAGAACAAGAAGAGAAAUACUGAAACAGAGCAGCGUGCCCCCAAGUCUGUUACUGAUUAUGAUUUUGCACCAUUUUUGAACAAUUCACCUCAGCAGAACCCAGCGGCGCAGCUUCCUGCCAGGCAGCAGGAGAUCGAAAUGAACCGGCGGCAGCGCUUCUUCCGCAUCCCGUUCAUCCGCCCCGCUGACCAGUACAAAGACCCACAGAGUAAGAAGAAAGGCUGGUGGUAUGCCCAUUUCGAUGGACCGUGGAUUGCCCGGCAAAUGGAACUCCAUCCUGACAAGCCACCCAUCCUUCUUGUGGCUGGUAAGGAUGACAUGGAGAUGUGUGAGCUGAAUCUUGAAGAGACAGGCCUGACUCGAAAGCGUGGUGCUGAGAUUUUGCCAAGACAGUUUGAAGAAAUUUGGGAACGCUGUGGAGGCAUCCAGUACCUUCAGAAUGCAAUGGAGAGCAGACAGGCUCGGCCCACGUCUGCAACGGCCAUGCUUCAGAGUCUGCUGAAGUAG
Ceratotherium simum simum (southern white rhinoceros) is the source of this 3915-nucleotide messenger RNA. NCBI's taxonomy places the organism in Eukaryota, Metazoa, Chordata, Mammalia, Perissodactyla, Rhinocerotidae. The record is from RefSeq and is a predicted model, not a curated record.